Molecule: messenger RNA, 1794 nt
Organism: Eufriesea mexicana
Lineage: Eukaryota; Metazoa; Arthropoda; Insecta; Hymenoptera; Apidae
Product: ATP-dependent DNA helicase Q1
Exons: 2
Coding region: 1-1794 (597 amino acids)
Biological process (GO): double-strand break repair via homologous recombination
Cellular component (GO): cytoplasm; chromosome
Molecular function (GO): nucleic acid binding; ATP binding; 3'-5' DNA helicase activity
Source: RefSeq, a predicted model, not a curated record
AUGUCUGCAAGCAGCUCGAAAGAAAUUAUAACGAUUAAUAAUGAAAAUCAAGACAUUGAAGAAGAUGAAAUUGCAGCUAUUGAUUAUGAGUUGAAACAAAUUGAAAGUGAAAUGCAAAAACUUGAAGAUCGUAAAAAAAUCUUAACUCAGCGUAAGGAAAAAUUACAAGAUGAUGCACUUUUAAAGAAAAGUUUAUCCGUAUCAAAGAAGAAUUGGAACAAAGAAGAUUUUAGCUGGUCCAAAGAUUUGAAAAAAGCUUUAAAGGAUAUUUUUAACAUAGAAAAGCUAAGAGAAUUACAAUUGCCAACUAUAAAUGCCUUUAUGUCCAAUGAAGAUGUUAUUUUAAUUAUGCCCACAGGUGGUGGCAAAAGUUUAUGUUAUCAAUUACCUGCAGUUAUUAGUAAAGGUAUUACAAUAGUAGUAUCACCAUUGCUAUCAUUAAUGGAAGAUCAGUUAUAUGGAUUACACAAACAUAAUGUAAAAGCUAGGAUGUUAAGUGCAAAAGGUGAUAAAGAAAAUGUAAAAAUUGUAAUGAAUUCACUUGUAGAUAAAAAGUCUGAUCUUAAAUUAAUUUAUGUUACACCAGAAUAUAUGGCAAAAUCCAAUCGUUUUAUGAGCAAAUUACAGAAAGCUUUUGAAAUGAAACGUUUGGAUCGUUUUGCAAUAGACGAAGUACAUUGUUGUAGUCAAUGGGGACAUGAUUUUAGACCUGAUUAUAAAUUUUUAGGAAUUUUAAAAUCCAUGUUUCCAGGUAUACCAAUUUUAGGUCUAACAGCAACUGCUCCAGCUAAAAUUAUUGUAGAUGUUCAAAAAAUGUUAGAUAUUCAAGGUUGUUUAGUUUUGAGAGCUACUUUUAACAGACCAAAUCUAUUUUACGAAGUUCGACGAAAACCAGCAGAUAAAGAUACAUGCUUGGCUAUGAUAGAAAAUUUAUUAAAAAAUAGAUUUGAAGAUAAGUCUGGAAUAAUUUAUACAACUACCAUAAAAGAUGCAGAACAACUGACAACUGAUUUAAGAUCAUUAGGCUUAAAAGUUGGAUGUUAUCAUGCAAUGUUAGAUGCAGGUUAUAGAUCAGAAGUAUAUGCCAAGUGGAUAUCAGGAAAAUACCAAGCUGUAGUUGCUACUAUUGCUUUUGGAUUAGGUAUAGACAAGCCAGAUGUGAGGUUUGUCAUUCAUCACUGUAUUUCAAAAUCAAUGGAAAACUUUUAUCAAGAAAGUGGCCGUGCAGGUAGAGAUGGAAAGAAAUCAGUGUGUAUAGUAUUAUAUAGACUGCUAGAUGCAUUUAAAUUAAGCACAAUGGUGUUUCAAGAUAAAGUUGGUUUACAAAAUUUAUACAAAAUGUUAGAGUAUUGCUUAGAUCAAACAUCAUGUAGACGUAGUUUAAUUGCAUCCCACUUUGAGGAAACUUGGACUAGAAGUGAUUGUGCAAAAAUGUGUGAUCAUUGCCGGAAACCUAAAGAGAAUAAACAAGUGAAUAUAGUAUCUCAUUGUAGACAGUUAUAUCAAAUUAUGACCAAAGCAGUACAAAAUGAAACUAGAUUAACUGCCUUAAAGCUCAUAGAUGCUUGGUAUGGUAAAGGUGCAUCGACAUUACGGGUAUCUUCUAUGCUAAUACCAAAAUUCACAAGAGAAUCAGGAGAAGCUAUAAUAGGACAUCUACUUGUAAAUGGUUAUUUACAAGAAGAUUUUCAUUUCUCUGCAUAUUCUACAAUAUCAUAUUUAAGACGUGGACCUAAAGCAGGAUUAGCACUUACCGAUACUCAUGAAAUAAUUUUUAAUUAUGAAUUACACUAA